CUGCCUUUCACUUAAAUAUCAUGCUCUCUGAAUCAGUUGUCUAAAAUGUUAUACAGCAGUGUGUAUUUUGAAUAAAAUGAAUUAUAAAUUUAACAAUGUGUAACGAUUAUAGUCGGUUUAUACCAAAGUUAUUGUGUGUUUAUUUAAGUUUAUUGAACGUUUUAGGAACAAACGCCUUCGUACUCCGUGCAUACAUAUCACAACACGGUCUUCAUGGAGAGAUUGAGUUCUCCCAGAAAAAUGAAAGCCUCAUCAGUAUUAGAACUAACCUCAAACCUACUCUGCAAUAUCCAGACGGAGUGUGGAGAUGGACCAUACACGAAUUCCCAGUAGAUUAUAGAGACAUAUCUAACGAAAGAUGCUCAGAAACCAAUCUGGGGAAAGAGCUUAUCGAUCUAACCGAAGAACUAGGAUACCUUGUUAUACCUGGUAAAGAUCACGCUGAAUUCGAAAGCAAGAACUCCCUUAUCGGUCCCAAUGGGCUGUGGGGAAAAAGUAUUGUAUUAGAGACUGCAGAACGAGACAGAGUGAUUUGCGCUUCAAUAUUUAGUACUGAAAAUUUGUAUGAACAACACGCGUUUGCGAAAUUCACAGCACCCAUAGCUGGGACCCUGCAUUUUAGGUGGAUCUCUUCAAAGGAGUACGAUGACACCGAUUCAUAUAUCCACGCUGAUUUGUAUCAUGCAAAAGCUAUUAACGAAAAGGAGUACACUAAGCAUAAGUGGAAAUUAUUUGUGACUGAUAUAUUCGAUGCGGACAAAGGCAAUCAUGAAGACAAUUGCGAUGUCUUGCAAGCAGUUUUCGAUCCAGAGAAUAGUGGUGAUGGAAUGACUGUUGGCGAUUUGGAUAGCAGAUUGGGGUUAAUCAAAGUUUCCUCUGAUCCAAAUGUGCAGAGGACAAAGAAGCUGUAUAAAGACGAAGUCCUGAAUAUUCUUAGGAGUGAUAUGGAAAUAACGAAACGGAGUUUGUAUGUUGUGAUUUAUGACAAUCGGCACACUGAUAGCUUUUUGGCGUGCGCUAAAUUGAGGACGAUGCUUCCUAAGAGCACUAAGGCGAUGAUAAACAUGGACGGCAUCAGAGGCGUUGUAGAAUUCUCUCAAAGAUCUCCGUUCGAUCCAACUUGGGCCAACUUUCAAUUAGGAGCCUCUGAUCAAGAAUACGAGUCGAACCUUCGUUUCGUCAGCGCCAUAACACAAUAUAGCAUUAGGGAACUGCCCCCGAAACUGUAUGAAGCAAAAUAUUGGGAAACAAUGUGCAAUACUACUGGAGGAAUUUACAAUCCGAAUAACGUUGAUAUGAAUAAUGUUCCACCUGCAGGUUUAAGCACACAGGAUCACUACGCUAUCGGUGAUCUGCUAGGUAAAUACAAGGAUAGGACCGAGUACUUAAAUCAUAAGUAUCUGCUGCCUGGACUAGCUAAUGAGUUAAGCGGAUCUUACUGGGAUGUUUUUCUACCUCUUAGUGGAAAGAACAGUGUGAUGCAUAGAGCUGUUGUUGUCACAAGGCGACCACCUAAACGAGAGCUCUGCGCUACCAUCCACUCCUACGAAUAUGGCACGGAAUAUCAGACCCAAAUGAGUUCAGCUCAGGUGGUCUUCCGGUACCCGAUUGUCAGCAGGGUCAUUUUUAGGCAACCACUUGAGAGGCCAUGGGAAGAUACGACUGUUAUUGUUGAGAGUAUGAUCCACGCUGACGGUGCCAAUGUGAACAACACUCAUGAACACCGCUGGGCGAUCCAUGAGUACCCUCCCGGUAAAGAUUAUUACAACUGGACUGCUAGGUGCUUGAGCGCGGGCAAGAUGUAUGAUCCGCAUGGAGUCGAUACGGAUACAAGGCACCCUGAACAGUACUGCAAAGUUGGUAUGGAAGGACUGUGCAGAGUUGGCGACUUUACAACGAGACAUGGGUUACUAUCUGUGGCUGGACGCAAACGAGACAGCGAGAGGCUAACUAGACGACUAUUCACAGACACUGUAGUAGGAUUGGCGGGAAAAUUUUCCAUUUUGAGAAAAUCUUUAGUUAUUUAUGAUGAUCAUGGUCCAGUUGCGAGAGGAGAAAGGAUGGCGUGUGCUAUGGUGAACGGUCUCCACCGGCGUAAAGCUGUUAUCCGAGAUUGGUUCGGCAAUGGAGACACUAUCUCGCUUGCUGGGAAGUUCGAGUUGACCCAGCAGUCGGAAUAUGACAUUACUAACGUUCAGCUCUCGUUGGAAAACCUUCCUGAUGACGUCAACAACUAUAAGAUACAUCUCACACCAAUAGAGAAGGAGCUUGAGUUUCCUUGUGAGAAGACGACUAUUUACGACACUUAUAACCCAUUUAAUGUCAAUAAAUCGCUGAGUCCGCCUCCCACAAAAGGUACCGCUGAUCAGUACGAGCUAGGUGAUUUGGGUGCUAAGUAUGGUUUGAUGGAUGACCUAAAGAAGUUCACGGCUGUUUACAAUGAAACUCAGUUGUCUUUAUUUGGAGCUUAUAGCAUAUUGGGACGUUCUGUUGCUAUUCAUAAAGUUGCCCGUGACCGUCGCUGGGCCUGCUCCUCCAUAGAGCGAGGCUACAGUCCUUCAGAAGCGCGCGAGAUCCGUGCGAUAGCCUCCUUCCACCACCCGGGCGGGUUUGCUCACGGGUACAUUCGGUUCACACAGCUGGUGCAUAACGAUGGAAGCACCAGUGACACCACUGUCGAGGUGAAGUUACGACACCCGGGGUUGUAUGAUAGGAAUCUGACACACCACCAUCGAUGGGAGAUAUUCGUGAACCCAGUGGGUGUGGAUGCUGCAGUGAAGGUCACCAACACGCGCUGCGUGGCGGGUGGCUACCGGUGGAACCCUUACUUUACCCAGCUUGCUGAUCCGCUUAACCAUGAUUUAUAUAGUCAAGAGUGCGGUGCUGAUAAUCCACUAAGAUGUGACGUUGGGGACUUGACAGCAAGACUUGGGACCAUCAGUAUUGGAGGAGAUCGUCAAAUGUUCAUGGACAGUAACUUCCCCCUAGAAGGCACUGUGUCAGCGAUGGGCAGAUCUAUCGUCAUACUCGGUCCAGAGAGAAGUAGCGAGAAAUUCGCGUGUGCUAACAUCCAACCAGACAAGGAUAUCAUCAAAUACGUUAAUAUUAUGAAGCCGCCGCGAUUUGUCCUGGGCCAGUUCCUGCAAGAGAUCCGCAAAGUAAUGGGCGUGCCGGAGUGGAUGGUGGGUGUGGACUCCCGUAAGACGAGGAUCCUGCACGGCGGCGCCUGCAUACAGAUACUGCUGCACUUCCAGGGGCCUGAUGCUAACCGAUUGGAACUGGAUUUCACCAGGCUAUUAGCGUCUGGUCGUUUGGACUCUCCCAGUAUAUUCAUACCAGGCUACGUGGACACGAAACGGAAAAGGACCGUCUCGUAUCGGCAGUGUGGCGUCACCGAUCCCAAUGAAAAACAGAAGCAGAGUGACGCUAAUUUAGAGGGCCCGUUCCUUUUCUUUGGCCCGAAAUCUCUGGAAAAGUUCAAAAGGCCAGCUUUAAAAUUCCUGGAUCAAGAUGAUUUGAUGAAGAUAUAUAGCGAACAAGCGGCUAUCGUGGUCUUCAAUAACCAGGACUCCUCGACCCUCUCGAAUGGCAAAUUCCCGAGGCUGCGGAAGAUGCUGGAAGGUCAAACUGUACUGGUCUUACCUCAAGACUUUUUGGAUGUUCACCCAGAUUAUAUAAGUAAUGAGACACAGGUACUUACAUUGCAAGGACCUUUGUCGGAAAGAGAUGCCCAAAUGACAGAAACUUUUGACAGACUCCAAGACAUUUACGGCGAAGGUCGGGUUUUGGGAGUAUUAGGUAAUUCAGUAUCCCAGUCGCAGCCAGUGGACUACGAUAGCGAGUGGUCCAGAGUUCGACGUCAGGCUGAAGAUGCUUCAACCACGGUAACACCUACCACUGAAGAAGAAAAACCUGCGAAGAAUCUUCCCAAAUAUGCAUUGUAUAAUGCUACUGGACCACCUGGAAAAGCUGCGCUGCUAUUUUCUACUGGGUGGCCGGAGCUGCGCUGGGAAGAUGGCACCACGACAGUGCUGGACACCCCGGUCGGAGAGCCCACUGUCAAACCAACUAGGCUGUAUACCAUACUGGUGGUGCGAUUCGCUGAUGGGGAUAACACGAGAGAUAAAAUAACUCUGGAAUUCAGUUUCAAGCAAUCUGGUGGCUGGUGGACAGCCGUGGGGGUGGAGGUUAAGCGCGGUCUUGCCACCAUGGGUCUGAACCUGCAAGCCCCUGCGCCACCUGAUGCACCGUCAGCAGUUCUUGGCAAAGCAUACCACUGCUCAUUGCCUUUGGUUUACGCUUCAGAAGAGGCGUCUUUGACCUUCCCAAAUAUACAGAUGCAGCCAUUUAUGGAGAGCACGGAGAAAUUUUCGGAUGCUUUUGACUGCAUUGGCUUUACAACUGUGCCUAUAUGGUCUGGUUUGAUGGUGACGUUCAUCAUGCUACUCGGUUUGUCUAUCUCCAUCACAAUGAUAAUGGACAUUAAGACAAUGGACAAAUUUGAAACGACCAGAAGCAAGCAGCUGACGAUCACCGUUUCUGAAUAAAUAAAUUUCAAUUAAUAAUCUCUUAGUUAUA
Zerene cesonia (dogface butterfly) is the source of this 4578-nucleotide messenger RNA. RefSeq lists its product as uncharacterized. Gene Ontology annotation, molecular function: metal ion binding. The transcript is spliced from 23 exons. NCBI's taxonomy places the organism in Eukaryota, Metazoa, Arthropoda, Insecta, Lepidoptera, Pieridae. Bases 96 to 4547 code for a protein of 1483 amino acids. Gene Ontology annotation, biological process: superoxide metabolic process. The record is from RefSeq and is a predicted model, not a curated record.